AUGGCACACAGGAACUUUUUCUUCCCAUCCAACACGUCAGAAAUGGAUCAUGACCAAGUUCGGAAUGGUUUCAAUUCCGAUUCUCGCCUUCCUUUGGGUAAAUCCUCUUUUCAUAUCCUUGUCUUCUACUUGGCAAAUGCGCAGUCAUACAGCCAGCUCAUAAUUCUCUUCUUCUGUUUCAGAAAAUGGUUCUUUUGCCUUUCCAGUGGAUAAUCUGGCAAUCAAUCGAAUCAACCCCGUCUCUUAUCCCAGUGUACCACUAAGGUCGAAUGAUUACGCAUCGUCAAGCACGGGAAUUCCACACUACCGACCGGUGACUUCUGGGACCUCCGACCUGCACCAACAGCAACUUUCCACCGCCAGCAGCUCAUCGUUUGUGCCAUCCUCUUACGCCCAUUUGGGGCCCUGCUACAACCACUGCAUCAUCCCUAGCGACGAGGGGAGGAAUCCGAAUCCACCGCCGAUGGAUGAAGGCAGGGUUUUGGCCAAAAGAAAGAGCCCAUCCGUCGCCAUGUUCAAUGACCCAGGGAACACAAAUCGGUACUACAACGGUGGUAACUCUGCCGGCAUAGCCAGCGCCGCCGACCAGCUACAGCAGAAGCCUUUUCCGAGUUCUCAGCAAUGGCAUUGGGACCCAAAUAUCGCCGUUCAUAAUUACAGCGGCAGCAGCAGUCUCCUGGUUCCUGGUGAGGGGUCUCAUGGCAACGUGAGAAGUCGCCAUCCCCACGUACCUCACUUGGACGGCAACCAAGCCGGGGCACCUUGCCACUUCCCUCCUGCCGGGGAUCUUCCCGGCCUCGCCGCGAACCCCCGGUGGUGCCACAACCUCGCCUCGCACGGAUCAUUCGGAAGACCUCCUCCUCCAGGUUCCCACACUCUUCCUCUUUCUGCGUUCAUAUUCUGUGUUCAUGUCGCCGUUCUUUGCCGACGACUGGUUGGGACUCUGCGGCUGCAGGUGGGGCGGCGUCAUGGUUCGGUCACGUCAACCAGAGCUAUCUUGUGAGCUCCACCGCCGGCGUUUCUGCCGAACCAAGCGGGAGUCGCAGACAUGUCGGCGCCCCUGCUCCUCCGGCGAUUGCCCACGCACCGCAGAGCGCGGCUGGCGAAGGCCAGCACAGCUCUCGGCAGAGAAGCGGCGGCCCUUCUCACCGGCCCACACCCUGCUACCCGAAUUCGUCCUUCACCGCGGCGGCCACGGAGGAGGUCCGGCACGCGGGUUCCGGCGCCGCCGCGGCCUUCACAAGACAUCCGAGGUCGCUGUCCAUCAGCGGCGGGCGCAGCGCCGAGAGGAGCGGGAGAGCGAGAUUUCCCUGCGGCAGGUUUCACCCAUACCCAACCGACGACGGGAACCGCAGCCGGUGGGCACCCGAGGUAGGGACCCAUUGCGACCCUUCAAUUUCUCCUCUUUCCUUUUUCUCCUGAUCCGCCACCCCAACUACGUACUCUCCCAGGAGGACUCGACGGCCGAUCGUUCGGCAUACUACGAUUCCGUAAAUCUCUUCGACCAGCACCGAGAUCUGCGACUUGACGUCGACAACAUGAGCUACGAGGUGAGGGCGAUGCUUCUUCUGAUCUGGAUCUGAUGAAAAAAUGCAAAAAAAAAAUCUCAUUCUCUUCCCUUUUUCCAGGAACUGCUUGCCCUGGGGGAGAGGAUCGGAAGCGUGAACACCGGUCUGUCAGAGGAUACCAUUACCAAGUGCCUCAAGAGGACCGUGUACUCCCCCGCCGGUGACCAGGCCCAGGACCUCCAGGUGGGAAGCUGCGUGAUAUGCCUGGUGAGAGGACUCGACCCACCCCCACCUACCCAUCAUCAUCAUCAUCAUCAUCAUCAUUGCCUAAUCUGAGAGAGAAACGGGCUCUUGAGGGGGUUGACCUUUGGAACCUGUGCAGGAGAGGUACGAGGACGAGGACGAGCUGGGGACGCUGGGGUGUGGCCACGACUACCACGCGGACUGCGUGAGGAAGUGGCUGCUGAUGAAGAACGCCUGCCCCAUCUGCAAGGCCCCCGCCCUGGAGGACGAGAAGUCGUCGAGGGGCGGAGAGUAG
Molecule: messenger RNA, 2046 nt
Organism: Spirodela intermedia
Lineage: Eukaryota; Viridiplantae; Streptophyta; Magnoliopsida; Alismatales; Araceae
Source: the annotation of a GenBank genome assembly